Messenger RNA from Verticillium dahliae VdLs.17, 1620 nucleotides. Its product is annotated as interferon-induced GTP-binding protein Mx1. The record is from RefSeq and is a predicted model, not a curated record. Gene Ontology annotation, cellular component: membrane; microtubule; cytoplasm. The transcript has 5 exons. Bases 1 to 1620 code for a protein of 539 amino acids. Gene Ontology annotation, molecular function: microtubule binding; GTPase activity; GTP binding. Lineage: Eukaryota; Fungi; Ascomycota; Sordariomycetes; Glomerellales; Plectosphaerellaceae.
AUGGCUACCACAGUUGCCGAUGAUGUUGCCCUUGAUGCUUCCGUCAUGGACGACCUCAACAGCCCCGAGGCCAAGGCACUCCUGGACACGAUUGAUAAGCUCCGUUCUAUCAAUGUUGGCGACAUCAUCAGUCUCCCACAGAUCAUCGUCGUCGGCGACCAGUCCUCGGGCAAGUCGUCCGUCCUAGAAGCAAUCUCACGCGUCCCCUUUCCUGUCAAAGGCGAUCUGUGCACGCGAUUCGCCACGGAGCUGGUUCUCCGUCUUUCUUCCACCUCCUAUGUUAAUGUCACCAUCCGCUUCGCCAAGGGGUCUUCGGGGGAUCAGGAGCCCUUCCACAGGGAAGAACUCGACCUCAGCCGCCUCCCGUCCCUGAUCGAAGAGGCUACGGAACGCAUGGGCAUCCGGCCUGGCUCAGAUGUCGGGUUCUCACGAGACGUGCUGCGCAUCGAGGUUUCUGGGCCUGAUGUCCCAUCUCUUACACUCGUAGACCUUCCCGGUUUCUACCACUCUUCAACGGGCGAACAGUCUCUCGAGGGCAUCAAGAUUGUCAACCGCCUCGUCAAGAGCUACAUGGCUCAAGAACAGAGCAUCAUUUUGGCAGUGCUCUCGGCGAGCACGCAGCUAGCCUCCCAGCGGAUUCUUGACGAGACCAGGGAGCACGAUCCCAAGAGACUGCGCACGCUCGGCGUCAUCACGAAGCCCAACGAACGAAGAACCAAGGCCCGCUCCACGCAGCCCGAGAUGCGAGCGCACCUUGUCGACAUUGCGGAGGAGUUUCAGCGCAUCGCGCGGAACGCCAUCAGCGGCAACUACGGCGAGCGCUUCUUUGAUGACCUUGACGAGAAGAACCUCCGCAAGCUGUGCGCGCAACUGCGUAACCUCAACAGCGCGUUCCACCAUUCACAGGACGUCGCUCCGCCGCCGGUGCAUCUCCAGGAGGCACUGGAGUAUUUCCAGUUCCCCAAGCCAGAGCCUGUCUUUGAAGAGGCCCUCAAGACAGAGAUGAGGGCUCUCGCAGCCGCCAACCAGGGCAGAGAAUUUCCCGGGUCACCGAACACAGAUCUCGCGAUCCAGAUGUUCCGGCGGCAGGCCAAGCCUUGGUGGGGGAUCGCCGAACGGCACCUGGACGUCGUGACAGAGCUCAGCAAGUCUUUCGUGGAGCAGCUGAUUGAACAUAUCAUCGGCGACGACAAGACAACCCUCGACGCAAUCCUCCACUCGUGUGAGCUCAAGGCCAAGCUGGACGAGCUGCUUUUGCCUUAUGAAGCCGUAUUCGGAAUGCCCCUUGUGGCGGAGUUCAACUCGACCAUGUCUGUGAGGGAGGUUGAGCGGGUGACGGAGCGCGUUGUCGACGUGCUUCAGAACAUGGGAUCCGCGCUGGCCGAGGGGCUUGCGGAGGGGACCAUGGAUCGCUAUGAUGUCGCCCGCACCAUUCAGAAGACGCCGUCGCUGAGGGAUGAGUUCGGCAUUGACCAGACGAUCGACAACAUGGAAACGUAUUACGAGAUGUCGCGUUGGACCUUCACGGAAAAUGUAGCGUACCUCGCGCUCGAGAGUUGUCUGAUCACCCGCCUGCCAGACAUAAUGACCCCUGGCAGAGUCAAUCGCAUGGAAGAUUAA